Molecule: messenger RNA, 1865 nt
Organism: Ylistrum balloti
Lineage: Eukaryota; Metazoa; Mollusca; Bivalvia; Pectinida; Pectinidae
Product: putative glutathione-specific gamma-glutamylcyclotransferase 2
Exons: 3
Coding region: 135-695 (186 amino acids)
Biological process (GO): glutathione catabolic process
Cellular component (GO): cytoplasm
Molecular function (GO): glutathione specific gamma-glutamylcyclotransferase activity; gamma-glutamylcyclotransferase activity
Source: RefSeq, a predicted model, not a curated record
UUUGUUGUAAAGUACAUAAGCGACAACAAACAUUUGCAGACAUCCGGUGGUGAAAAUGUGGAUCGCACGUAUGGCAGCAGUGUGACUCACGUAGAGGAGAUUCGACAUAACGGAAUAUUAAACCACUCGCUGGGAUGUGGGUGUAUGGAUAUGGUUCACUCGUAUGGAAGGUAGAUUUCCCUUUCAAACGGAAGUUGGUUGGCUACAUUGAAGGUUACCAACGCCGAUUUUGGCAGGGAAGCACAGACCACAGGGGUGUACCAGGAAAGCCUGGUAGAGUGGUGACACUGGUGAAGGCUUCAGAAGAGUCUAAGGAAAAAGUAUGGGGUGUGGCAUAUGAAAUUGCUGAGGAGGAUGAGACCAAGGUCAGAGAGCAUUUAAACUUCAGAGAGAAAGGAGGAUACAGUCUUACCUCAGUUAAAUUUCAUCCUGAAAAUACUAAAGAAUUACCGAUUGAUCUUGAACUAUACCUUGCCACAGAGGAAAAUGAUAAUUACUUGGGACCAGCUCCUAUUGAUGAGAUUGCCAAACAAGUGCUUGUGUCUGUUGGUCCUAGUGGGAAAAAUGUUGACUAUGUAUUGAAUCUUGCUCAAGCUAUGAGGUGUAUAGCACCAGGCAGGGAGGAUCCCCAUUUGUAUGAACUGGAGAAGGAGAUCAAACUUCAACAAAAGAAUCUAGAUAGCCAUAUACCUUAAGUGUCAUGGCACCUUUGCUUACUAUUUUUUUUUCUUUUUGCAGAAAAUUGGUAAAUUCACAUAAAUUAUGGCAUACAUGGUUAAAGUAUGUGAUUAUUGGUAUAUAUCCUAGAUGUGCACGAGUAUAAUUACAUGGUGCUUUUAGAGAAACAGAAUCUUCAAUCUUAAGACUUCCUCUUCUGAUUCAGUAUACAAGUAACAUACCUCUUCUCAGUAUAUAAGUAACAUACCAUUUUUGACAAAAAAGUGAAUUGUGUGCUGAUCUAAUAAAAAUGUACAUUCUUAUUCCCUGUCUGCUAAAUGAAGGAUCUGACAACAUCCCACAUUAGGUCAUGUUCUGGUGACGUUUCCACGAUAUUUGUUUCAGAGGUAUGACAAAUUGUCUUUAUUGUAAAUUUGAUAUAUCACUUGGCAUUUUGCCACAAUAUGUAUACAAACUUGAUGUGAUGAAAUUCUAAAUGCAGAAAUUUUGCCACAAUAUGUAUAUAAAACUUGAUUUGAUGAAAUUCUAAAUGCAGAAAUAGGGUUAAUCAAGCUAUUUCGACUACUUUCAUUAGUUCCAAGAUUCUGUAAGUGUUAAUUUGAUUGGCUAAUGCAAAAAGUCACCAAAACAUGACCCCUUAUUGGAUGUUAUCAGAUCCUAUGUUUGCAGAGAGUAACAGUGCAAGAAAAAAUAAUCAGAUUAAUUGUGUGCUUACUGAAAGGCAAAUUAAUUUAGAGGGGGAGGGGAGGGGGAUGGGAGAGGUUGUCACUGAAUACCGAUAAGUGAUAAAUGAAAUGUGUUGAGACAUGACGCAUAUGUUGCAGAAAACACAAUUUGAAAAAUCUUGUCUGUUUUAACCAUAUCACUCCAAGUAAUGGCAGGGUAUGAUGAAGACAAAGAGCUAAGACUAAGAGUCAACAGUAUAUAACAUACAAGUAGGUUUGACUGUACAAAAUGUUAGAGAGGAGAUUUAUGCUUUUAAACAAACCACAUAUUUAUAAGUAUAAAGAUGAAUAAUAAGAUUCCAGUUUGAUCUUUUGUUGUGUCAGAUGAUCAGGCUAUCACAAAUUGAUCAACAUGAUGAAUUGAAUGUCUUCCUUCACACAUGAAUUAUAUUUACACUUACCUAUAUUUACAUAUUUGUUUUCUGAAAUUUUACUGGUGUUAUGAAAUAAAACUGAAUCUCG